Molecule: messenger RNA, 345 nt
Organism: Paracoccidioides brasiliensis Pb18
Exons: 1
Coding region: 1-345 (114 amino acids)
Source: RefSeq, a predicted model, not a curated record
AUGCCACCGUUUCUUCAUGGUCUUAGCCUGCUCUUAGCCAAUUCCUCUCAAAUCAAUGUGCUUCUUGGCGAAGGGCUCCGAGCGGGGAGCCUUGCCGCAAUUAUUCAGCGGCUUAAUCGAGCAACAGCUAGGAAAAGUGAUCGAUCCACCGUUGUACUUGGCCUCAGCCCAGAAAUAGACGGUGGAAGCUGCGCACGAUGGCGGAACAAAAGGUUUUAUUUUCCCCUCGAGAAAGGGGGUGGGCAUCAACAUCGACCAUAUCCCGACGAUGAACUCCAUCAAGCAGCAACCUCCCCAACUUCGGUCUCUGGAUAUACGCGGAGUCCGUCAAGCUGGGCGCUGUAG